Phacochoerus africanus (Common warthog) is the source of this 4608-nucleotide messenger RNA. It is a transcript of the gene TMEM63C, whose product is annotated as transmembrane protein 63C. Gene Ontology annotation, molecular function: calcium-activated cation channel activity. The transcript is spliced from 25 exons. The record is from RefSeq and is a predicted model, not a curated record. Gene Ontology annotation, cellular component: plasma membrane. Lineage: Eukaryota; Metazoa; Chordata; Mammalia; Artiodactyla; Suidae. Bases 323 to 2740 code for a protein of 805 amino acids.
UCCCGCUGUGAUGCAGAAGGGAAUUUGCGGACAGUCCCUUGCCAGGUGGGGCUGGUUUCGCCCGGCCAGAGAGGAGGAGGACCGGCUGGCAGUCUCCUCCCAGAGCUUUGGAGGAGCCACUGUUGUGGUCAGGAAUUAAGCAGGGACACAGCCGGGACGCUUGAAAUCACCUGAGGACUGAUUAAGAGAAGGGAGGGCCAGUGACAGCGUAUCUGCCUGAGUCCCAGACCUCACCGGCUGCUCCAGCAACGCCGUAGCUGAGUGGGGCCUCCAGGCCUGAGGAAACCCUUUGCAGGAGAACUGACUCAGGGAGCCUCCCAGGAUGGCUGUCUCGCCGGGGAACCUGAAUGUGGUGGAAAAGGGACAGAACUUUUCGGCGGGUGACUGCUUCCAAUCUCAGAACACCGUCCUGCAGGGUCAGCCCUUUGGGGGGAUCCCCACUGUGCUGUGCCUCAAUGUCAUCUUGUGGGUGGUCAUCAUUUUGGUUUACUCCUUCCUCCGGAAAGCCGCGUGGGACUACGGGCGCCUGGCUCUGCUGAUCCACAACGACAGCCUGACCUCGCUGAUCUAUGGGGAACAGAGUGAGAAGACGUCUCCCUCGGAUAUUUCCCUGGAGAUGGAACAUAAGGACAAGGGCUUCUAUUCCUGGUUUUUCAACACCAUCACCAUGAAGAAUGAAGAUCUGAUUAGCAAGUGUGGAGACGAUGCCCGUAUCUACAUCACGUUCCAGUAUCAUCUCAUCGUCUUUGUGCUUAUCCUCUGCGUCCCCUCCCUGGGCAUCAUUUUGCCCAUCAACUACACUGGAAAUGUUCUGGACUGGAAUAGUCACUUUGGUCGGACCACCAUUGUCAAUGUCGCCACAGAGAGUAAGUUCCUGUGGCUGCAUAGCCUCUUCGCUUUCUUAUACUUCAUCACCAACUUCCUCUUCAUGACUCAUCACUGCCUAGGGUUUGUGCCCAAGAAGAGCUACAAGGUCACAAGGACGCUCAUGAUCACCUAUGUCCCCACGGACAUCCAAGACCCAGAAAUCAUCAUCAAGCAUUUUCAUGAGGCCUAUCCAGGGUGCGUCGUGACCAGAGUCCACUUCUGCUACGACGUCAGGACCCUGAUUGACUUGGAUAAUCAGAGGCGCCAUGCGAUGCGGGGCCGGCUCUACUACACGGCCAAGGCCAAGAAGAAGGGGAAGGUGAUGAUCAAGAUCCACCCCUGCUCCCGCCUCUGCUUCUGCAAGUGCUGGAUUUGCUUCAAAGAGGUAGAUGCAGAGCAAUAUUAUAGCGAGCUGGAGGAGCAGCUGACUGAUGAGUUCAACGCCGAGCUCAACCGCGUUCGCCUGAAGCGUCUGGACCUGAUCUUUGUCACCUUCCAGGACUCCAGGAUGACGAAGCACAUCCGGGAGGAUUACAAGUACAUCCACUGUGGUGUGCAGCCCCAACAGUCCUCGGUGACCACCAUCGUCAAAUCCUACCACUGGAGGGUUGCCCUUGCCCCACACCCCAAAGACAUUAUUUGGAAACACCUGUCCGUCCGCAGCUUCCAUUGGUGGGCCCGCUUUAUCGCAAUCAACACCUUCCUCUUCUUCCUCUUCUUCUUCCUCACCACGCCUGCCAUCAUCAUCAACACCAUCGACAUGUACAACGUCACCCGCCCCAUCGAGAAUCUGCAGAGCCCAGUUGUGACCCAGUUCUUCCCGUCCCUGAUGCUCUGGGCCUUUACGGUGAUGAUGCCUCUGAUUGUCUACCUCUCCGCCUUCCUUGAAGCCCACUGGACCAGAUCAAGUCAGAAUCUGAUCAUAGUGCACAAAUGCUACAUCUUUCUGGUGUUCAUGGUGGUCAUUCUGCCCUCUAUGGGACUGACCAGUUUGGAUGUCUUUUUCCGCUGGCUCUUUGACAUCUACUAUCUGGAACAGGCAUCCAUCAGGUUCCAGUGUGUGUUCCUGCCGGACAAUGGCGCCUUCUUCGUCAACUACGUGAUCACGUCAGCUUUGAUUGGCACCGGCAUGGAGCUGUUGCGCCUGGGGUCGCUCUGCCUGUACACCACCCGGCUCUUCUUCUCCAGGUCGGAGCCAGAGAGAGUCCACAUCCGAAUGAACCAGGCCAUGGACUUCCAGUACGGGCGCGAGUACGCGUGGAUGAUGAACGUCUUCAGCGUGGUGAUGGCGUACAGCAUCACCUGCCCCAUCAUUGUCCCUUUCGGGCUGCUGUACCUGUGCAUGAAGCACAUCACAGACCGCUACAACAUGUACUACUCCUACGCGCCCACCAAACUCAACGAGCAGAUCCACAGGGCCGCCAUCCACCAAGCCAUGUUUGCUCCGCUCCUGGGUCUGUUCUGGAUGCUCUUCUUCUCCAUCCUGCGAUUAGGGUCCCUACACGCCAUCACCUUCUUUUCUCUCUCCACCCUCGUCAUGUCCACAAUAAUUGCCUGCCUUGGCACUUGCCUGCGGAAGCUUCAGAGAACAUCUGACUAUGAGCCCGAGGAGGAAAUGGAAACUGUGUUUGACCUGGAGCCCAGCAGCACCUCCUCUACGCCAACUUCCCUUCUGUAUGUGGCCACCGUGCUGCAAGAACCGGAGAUGAACCUGACCCCAGCCUCCUCCCCCGCCCGGCACACCUACGGCACCAUGAACACACAGCCGGAAGAGGGAGAAGAGGAGAGUGGUGUGAGGGGCUUUGUGAGGGAGCUGGACUCGGCCCAGUUCCAGGAAGGGCUGGAACUAGAGGGCCAGAGCCAGUAUCACUGACCAGGACCCGAGGCCUCCACCUGGCGACUCCGGCCCCGAGUAACGGCCAGGGGAGGGCCCAGCAGCAGGAGGCAGGAGGGCGCCCUGGACCGCCCCACUACCUCCUGCAGACCUUGGGAAGGCCAACGGAGCCCCGGCUAACUCUCGGCCACGUGGAGGCCCCGACCUGCUGACCAGCUAGAACAGGAGAUGCUGGGCAGUGCAGAGGGGCCCCUGGAUGGGAUGGAGGAUACGGGCAAGCACCAUGUCUCGGGAGCCGUGGCCGGAGCCCUAAGCAGAGACUGAAGGCUGGGGGACUUUCCUGGGUCACGAUGGAGAAGGCGUGUGUAAGGAAGGAGGCAGGAAGAAGCCCACCGGAGACUCCCUGCAGUCUUCGCCACCCUUCUACCAGCUGCCCUGCCCGAGGAGCUGCGGCUGCUGCCCUUCCCCCCUGCCCUCCCGCAGCCCGUCCUCCCCCGCGGUCUGACGAAGCAAAGGUAUGUGUGCUGGGCCUCAACGGAAGACGCAGAUGGCCGCCACCUCCGGGUGUCCCUGCAUGGGGAUCUGUAAAGAGUUUCUGCAGCCUCCAGGCAGGGGCGGCUGAGCCCACAGACUUGAAGGAGUUGACCGAGCCCCUUCCUGUUCCUCUGCCCUCAUCAGAUGUCCCCAUGAGCAGCAGGGUAGAGACCUUCUCCUCCCUAUUCCUGCAAGAGCAGCUGGGACUUGGUCCCUCGGGGUUCAUGAAAUGGGACCUAUGCGCAUUUUGAUGAAGCCACCAGGGCUGAUGGCUAUAAGGUGGACGGGGCAGAGGCAGAAUUUGUCAGGCUGGGAGGUGGGGGAGGGGGCUUCUCCCAAACCAUUGAGUGAGAAACCAGACAUACCUCUCCAAGCUCCAGGGCCUAAUGAGAGGACCCCCCCUCGCCCCCCCGCCCAAGGUCAAGGAGAGCCACUGAGAGCUGCUCUGCCUCAUAGCCAUCUGAACACCUAGACCACCGGUAAGACCGAGGUGGGCGGCAGCUUCGGGUGAGAAGCCCAUGCUGUGGACCGAAGGCGCUGGCCUUUCCCGGGCCUCUGCACAGGCCCCAACUUCUCCUCCCAGGGCCGCUCAGCACUCAACUGAAGAGCAGUCAAGCAGCCUCCAGUGCCGUCCUGGCUCAGACACAGGGAUGGCCUACAGGGGGUUGGGGUGUCCUCCCUGGACAGCCCCUCCCAGGGCUGUCACUAUCUGAGGCCUGGAGGGCCCAGUACCUGAGUAGGAACAACACUGGUGACACCUAGCCCCAUUGUCACAGGCAGAGGGGUGCAGGGCUCAGCCUCUGGGACAGGCCCCCAUCAGGACCACCGGGCAGCCGGUAUGGGAAGGCACAAAGAAGGGCUGGCUGGGGCCCCAGUGGACCAGAAUGAGCCAAAUCAAAAGAGGUCUGUGUGUUCUAGAGCUUUCCAGAAGUCCCUUCUCCAAACAUCUGGGCCCCUGCAGCCAACCUGCUGAAGGCGGGCACGCAGGGUCACCUCCCUGGGUGUUUCCCAUCAACCUCCAGGCACACAGGGGCCCCUGAGCUUGGAGCACCUGGACCUCACUUUGCUCACGUCUCAGCUCCAGGAGCUCCAAGCUUGACCCCAGAGGAGAGAUAGCACUUGCAAGGCAAACAUUGCUCCCCCUGGAGAGCUCGGCCCAGACUUUGGCAUGAGGGGUCUUUUCAGAGAGCCUGGGUCAGCUGGGGUGGUUGUGGUCUCUCCUUGUCCAGGUAGGAAUAAGGAGGAAAUUCUGCCUAGCUGGUUCCUCAAAACCCAGGCCCACAGGGCCGCCGCCUCCAAGCAUUCACCAGCCAACAAGGGGAAGGGUUGGAGUUCCUGUUGUGGUUCAGUGGGUUAAGAACCUGACACAGUCU